Molecule: messenger RNA, 3956 nt
Organism: Sorex araneus (European shrew)
Lineage: Eukaryota; Metazoa; Chordata; Mammalia; Eulipotyphla; Soricidae
Gene: MAP4K2
Product: mitogen-activated protein kinase kinase kinase kinase 2
Exons: 32
Coding region: 63-2552 (829 amino acids)
Biological process (GO): protein phosphorylation
Molecular function (GO): ATP binding; MAP kinase kinase kinase kinase activity
Source: RefSeq, a predicted model, not a curated record
CCGCGCCGCGCCGCCCGCGCCGGCUUCGCCGCUCGCGCCCGCCGGCCGCCCGGCGCCGGGCCAUGGCGCUGCUGCGGGAUGUGUCGCUGCAGGACCCGCGGGACCGCUUCGAGCUGCUGCAGCGCGUGGGGGCCGGCACCUACGGCGACGUGUACAAGGCCCGCGACACCGUCACGUCCGAGCUGGCCGCCGUCAAGAUAGUGAAGCUGGACCCAGGGGACGACAUCAGCUCCCUCCAGCAGGAAAUCACCAUCCUGCGGGAAUGCCGGCACCCCAACGUGGUGGCCUACAUCGGCAGCUACCUCAGGAAUGAUCGUUUGUGGAUCUGCAUGGAGUUCUGUGGAGGGGGGUCUCUGCAGGAGAUUUACCACGCCACGGGGCCGCUGGAGGAGCGGCAGAUCGCUUACGUUUGCCGGGAGGCGCUGAAGGGCCUGCAUCACCUGCACUGUCAGGGGAAGAUUCACCGGGACAUCAAGGGAGCCAACCUCCUCCUCACCCUGCAGGGAGAUGUCAAGCUCGCCGACUUCGGGGUGUCGGGCGAGCUGACGGCGUCGGUGGCCAAGCGGAGAUCCUUCAUCGGGACCCCCUACUGGAUGGCCCCGGAGGUGGCGGCCGUGGAGCGCAAAGGUGGCUACAACGAGCUGUGUGACGUGUGGGCCCUGGGCAUCACUGCCAUCGAGCUGGGCGAGCUGCAGCCCCCGCUCUUCCACCUGCACCCCAUGAGGGCCCUGAUGCUCAUGUCCAAGAGCAGCUUCCAGCCUCCCAAGCUGAGGGACAAGAUGCGCUGGACCCAGAAUUUCCACCACUUUCUUAAGCUGGCCUUGACCAAGAACCCCAAGAAGAGGCCCACAGCAGAAAAACUCCUUCAGCACCCCUUCACAACACAGCCGCUCCCCCGGGCACUCCUCACGCAGCUGCUGGACAAAGCCAGCGACCCCCACUUGGGGGCGCCGUCCCCAGAAGACUGUGAACUGGAGACCUACGACAUGUUUCCCGACACCAUUCACGCCCGGGGGCAGCACGGCCCUGCGGAGAGGACCCCCUCGGAAGUCCAGUUUCACCAGGUGAAGUUUGGCGCCCCCCGCAGGAAGGAAACGGACCCGCUCAACGAGCCGUGGGAGGAGGAGUGGACGCUGCUGGGGCAAGAGGAGCUAAGCGGGAGCCUGCUGCAGUCCGUCCAGGAGGCGCUGGAGGAAAGGAGCCUGACCAUCCGGCCCGCCCUGGCCCUGCAGCCAGCUGCCCCUCCCGGCACCCCGCAGGAGCUGGACUCCCCAGACGACGCCAUAGGAACCAUCAAGCGGGCUCCGUUCCCGGGGCCGCCGCCCGCUGAGCCUCGCCCCGACGAGCCCCUGUCUAGUCCCCCUGGAACCCCGCCCCGGCCUCUUGCAGGUCCCGACAGCUCCCCGCUGCUGUCCACCGCCUGGGCCACCAUGAAGCACUCGGCCGAGCCUGAGAGGUCUUCGUGCCACGGGCUCCCCCCGACCCCCAAGGUGCACAUGGGCGCCUGCUUCUCCAAGGUCUUCAACGGCUGCCCUCUGCGCAUCCACGCCGCCGUCACCUGGGUCCACCCCGUCACCCGGGACCAGUUCCUGGUGGUGGGGGCCGAGGAAGGCAUCUACACCCUCAACCUGCACGAGCUUCACGAGGACACGCUGGAGAAGCUCAUCUCGCACCGCUGCGCCUGGCUCUACUGCAUCAACAACGUGCUGCUCUCGCUCUCAGGGAAAUCUACGCACAUCUGGGCCCACGACCUCCCCGGCUUGUUCGAGCAGCGGCGGCUGCAGCAGCAGGUGCCCCUGUCCAUCCCCACCAACCGCCUCACCCAGCGCAUCGUGCCCAGACGCUUUGCCCUGUCCACCAAGAUUCCGGACACCAAAGGCUGCCUGCAGUGCCGCGUGGUGCGGAACCCCCACACGGGCAGCACCUUCCUGCUGGCCGCCCUGCCCGCCAGCCUGCUCCUGCUGCAGUGGUACGAGCCGCUGCAGAAGUUCUUGCUACUGAAGAGCUUCUCCAGCCCCCUGCCCAGCCCGGCGGGGCUGCUGGAGCCGCUGGUGCUGGACGGGAAGGAGCUGCCACAGGUGUGCGUGGGCGCCGAGGGCCCCGAGGGCCCGGGCUGUCGCGUGCUGUUCCACGUCCUGCCGCUGGAGGCCGGCCUGACGCCCGACGUCCUCGUGCCCCCUGAGGGACUUCCGGGCUCGGCCCAGCAGGUGAUCCAGGUGGACAGAGACACUGUCCUCGUCUGCUUUGACCGCUGCGUGAGAAUCGUGAACCUGCUAGGGGAGCCCACGGCCACGCUGGCGCCCGAGCUGACCUUUGACUUCCCCAUCGAGACUGUGGUGUGUCUACAGGACAGCGUGCUGGCCUUCUGGAGCCAUGGCCUGCAGGGCCGCAGCCUGGACACCAAUGAGGUGACCCAAGAGAUCACAGAUGAGACGAGGAUCUUCCGUGUGCUCGGCGCGCACAGGGACAUCAUCCUCGAGAGCAUCCCCACCGACAACCCCGGGGCACACAGCAACCUCUACAUCCUCACGGGCCAUCAGAGCAGUUACUGACCCCGCUGCCCGCCCAUGCCUCCGUAUAACUGGACCCCCGAGGAAGCUGCCAUCUCCCUCCCGCCCCACCUCCUCCCGUCCCCUGCGGCCGGCGCCCGGGCGGGCAGGCGGCCUGGGCUGUGCAUUCCACGUCGUCCACGUUUCCUUCCCGUACUUUCUGCCAAGCCCGGGAACACGGUAUUUAAGAGAGAGACUAUAUUGCUAUUAAAGCGGCUCUGAUUAUACCCCAGGCUCCCCGCCCAGUCAGGAGAGCAACCCCCGGCCUCGACGCCCUGCGCCUCCCCCGUCCAUCCGUCCGUCAGUCCCUCCCUCCCUCCCUCCCUCCACAGCAUGUGCCAUGCCCUGGGAGCUCUGGACGCCCCGAGGUGAUCCCCUCUGGGGGGAACGUGGUGGAGGUGACCUGGAGGCAUCUCGGGGUGCUCCCUGCUCAGGCCCAGCCUCCAGCUUGGCAGCGAGGCCUUUGUGUCGGGCACCCCACACGAGGAGGCUGCAGAGUUGGGGGGACACUCAUCCGGGCAUCCUGCCCUCGCCACGACCUCACUUGGCAGCCUAUAGGCGGUGCCAGGAAGUAUCAGCCCCGGGCUGCCCUUCUCUGCCUGGGCACCCGACCCCGCAACUGCUGAGACCGGCUGGGGCCCCCAGCCCGUCCAGCGAGCACUGUCAGCGCGGGGCGGCGCCUGGAGACGGGCCCAAGUUUGGCCCCUCCCGCUAGCCUGGGCAUGUGUGGGGGUAAGUGCUUCACACGUGGGAGCCCCCGGGUAAAUAUUGGACAAAUGAACAGCCUGGCGUGGGAGGGAGCCAGCAGCUUAAUGAAGAGUGAGCAGGGGUGCCAGGCGCGGGGGGCAAGGGGGCGGCAGUCAUCCUGGCGGGGGAGACCCUGUACAACCUGAUUUCUCCUUCACGGGAGUUUCCGGGGGUUGGGGGUGGGGAGGCAAGACCCAAGGCCCGGGCUCCAGGCCCCUCCCUAGUUCUAAAUGCCUGCCCGGGCAUUGGAGGGCAGGAGGGGACAGGAGUCCUCGCCCAGCUUUGCCGGGAAGGGCAGGAGGAGGUGCAGGCUUGAGUUGGGGGUGGGGAGGUGAGUUGCUCUUACAGAGGCCCUGACCCCAGGGCCCAGGGAGCCGCGGGCAGCGCCACCUGGUGGCCAGUUGUUAUACAACGCCCUAGGCUAUUGCCAGGUGGGACGAAGGGCAAGGUUGGGGUAUAGUGCCAAAGUAGGGGGCCUGGCAGAAGCCAGGACCUCUGAUAAAAUAUUUGUUGCCAAAGCCAGGCCAGGAAUCCGGGAGUGUGUGCUGAGAGACUAAUAUGGUUAUUUUAUGUAUAUAUUUUUAAGUAGGUCGCCCCCUGCUGGUAGAGCGCUAUUUAAAAAAACUAUAAAAUGAACACAAAUAAAGUCUUGCACUCGGG